Exophiala mesophila is the source of this 1930-nucleotide messenger RNA. RefSeq lists its product as uncharacterized. The coding region runs from base 52 to 1602 and encodes 516 amino acids. Gene Ontology annotation, molecular function: oxidoreductase activity, acting on paired donors, with incorporation or reduction of molecular oxygen, reduced flavin or flavoprotein as one donor, and incorporation of one atom of oxygen; iron ion binding; heme binding. The record is from RefSeq and is a predicted model, not a curated record. The transcript has 2 exons. NCBI's taxonomy places the organism in Eukaryota, Fungi, Ascomycota, Eurotiomycetes, Chaetothyriales, Herpotrichiellaceae.
CACGCCUGAGGCAUUGAGAGUGCCAGCGCUGGACUCUGUGGAGCAAAUGAGAUGCUACAGCCUUUCCUUCUGAUCACGGGCAUUGCCUACAUAUCUUUUCUUCUCACUCGAUAUGUUAUCAGCGAACGAAAACAUCAACGCCAGGCUCGACAGUGGGGUUGUCAGGCCCCCCCUCGAGAACAAGGAACCUGGUAUGGCGUGACGAUUCUCAAAGAUUUCAUUCAAGCGCUGAAGGAGGAGCGUGCUACUCAAUAUAUCAUUCAGUGGCAAGAGAGAAACCCAGCGACGUAUGACACUAGGUUUUUCGAUAGCGUUGUUCUUCAGACUUGCGAACCUGCAAACAUCCAAGCCCUCCUCGCAUCCCAAUUUGAGGACUUUUGCCUGGGACAUCGUCUGCAAGCUUGGUCGCCUAUGUUUGGAAAAGGCAUUUUCACCACUGACGGUGCUGAAUGGAAGCAUCAACGGGCAAUGCUGCGACCACAAUUUGCUAGAGAGGUUUUGCAGGACUUUGAUACGGAGGAGAGGCACCACAAGAAUCUGCUGCAUCAUCUCACAGUCCGGCCGGACGGAUGGACUGACAGAGUCGACUUACAGCCUUUGUUCAUGCGCUUGACCAUGGAUUCGAGCACAGAACUUCUUUUUGGUCAGAGCACCAACUCUCAGAUGGCAGCCCUCAGCAGUGAAGGCAAGCUUGGAACAGGGCUUGGGUGGAAGUCAUUCAACGAUGCUUACGAAGGUAGUUUGAAGGCUGUGGGGAUUCGAAACUUUCUCGAAGACUUGUACUGGCUCUACAGCCCCAGACAAUACAAAGAGGAUGUCAAGGUGGUGCAUAACUAUGUUGAUCAUUUUGUUCAACAGGGUCUGCACCGUGCAUCCUCCGGCGAUGUCCAGGCCAACGACCGGUCCAAGAAAUAUUGUUUUCUCGAUGAACUUGCCAAAGAGACCCAGAACCCUGUCGAACUACGCGAUAAUUUACUGAACAUACUGAUCGCUGGACGAGAUACAACCUCCAGCCUUUUAGGCUGGACGAUCUACUUACUAGGUCAAAACCCUGGCAUCUUUCAUAAACUGCGCCAAAUUGUCCUUCGUGACUUUGGAACAUAUGAAUCGCCAGAGAACCUCGACUUCGCAUCCAUCAAGGGCUGCACAUAUCUUCAACAUGUUUUGAACGAGGGCCUACGGCUACACCCACCUGUACCAGCUAAUGCCAGAUUUGCAGUCCGAGACACCACUUUACCCGUCGGUGGAGGUCCUGACGGAAACUCUCCUAUUUACGUCCGUAAAGGACAGUCGGUCGCAUACUUUGUGGGCGCUAUGCACCGACGAAAAGAUCUCUGGGGAGACGAUGCCAACGAAUUUCGCCCGGAUCGCUGGAUUGGCCGCAAGCCGAAAUGGGACUAUCUCCCAUUUAGUGGUGGCCCGAGAAUCUGUCUAGGUCAGCAGCAAGCCUUGACUUUGGCUGGUUUCACGAUAAUUCGUCUCCUACAGAAAUUCGAUGACAUACAGCCUGCUGAUAAUGGAGAGAGGGCUCGACACCUCUUUACGCUCACAGAUGCUCCGCGUUAUUGCUGGGUCAGGCUACAUGAUGCCUCGCGCAGCUAGUGGGGAUUGCCAAACUAUGAGGAUUCUUCGACCUUUUGUGAAUCGGGGAGGUGGACCAACCGAAACAUCACAAUUAACGACUGUUCGACGUUUAUGCCUGGAGAGUUCUGUGGUUGUUCAAUUAAAUAUUGAUAUUUGUCCGCAUGCUUGCUCUUGCAAGGGAUUCUGUUUGUGAUUGUUUCUGGCAGCGUCUUAUGGCUAUAUGUAGCUAUAGAUUCAUUCUUGGCUAUCUAGUGACCCGGUACAAUAACGUUGUCCUCGUACGGCGCCUUCUGCGUGAGGCUUUCAAUCACUAAUGACACAUUGAUUUUACUGGCAUGGUGCAAGU